GCCACUUAUGGAAAGGAACCCUCCCAUUAGACUGGUACCGCCCCUGUAGCUUUUCUGACGAAGCACAAGGAGGCGGAGAAGAAGAAGAAGAAGAGGAAGAAGAAGAAGAAGGAAGAAGAAAGCGGUAAAAAGGCCGAGAAAGAAAAUUUUAAGGAAAAAGAAAAAAUGGGUUGGUUGGGUGAGACUGUCGACUCUAUCAAAUCUCUUCAGAUCCGCCAGGUCCUCACCCAGGGCGUCAGUCUAGGAAUGAUAGUUACCUCUGCACUUAUAAUAUGGAAGGCAUUGAUGUGCAUAACUGGCAGUGAAUCACCUGUUGUAGUUGUUUUGUCUGGAAGCAUGGAACCAGGAUUCAAGAGGGGGGACAUUUUGUUCUUGCACAUGAGUAAUGAUCCUAUUCGUGCAGGGGAGAUUGUUGUUUUUAAUGUAGAUGGUCGUGAAAUUCCAAUUGUUCAUCGUGUUAUUAAGGUUCAUGAACGACAAGAUACUGGAGAAGUUGAUGUCCUCACAAAAGGAGAUAACAAUUACGGGGAUGACAGGCUUUUGUAUGCUCAUGGUCAGCUUUGGCUUCAACGGCACCAUAUCAUGGGCAGAGCUGUAGGGUUUUUACCUUAUGUUGGCUGGGUAACGAUUAUAAUGACUGAGAAGCCUAUUAUCAAGUAUAUUCUAAUAGGUGCAUUGGGGUUGCUUGUCAUAACUUCAAAGGACUGAAGGAAGCAAUUUCUAGGAGUCAUCAAAUCUCUAAAAAUAUUUGCAGCAUGGCCACCUCUCCUUGAAUUUGUUAUUUUCUCUCGUCCUCUGUACACCAUACAGGCCCUUAUAUGAUAAAUUAUAUCAGAAUUGUAGGUUGAUGUUUUAUCCUUUUUGUUCAAGCUCUUCACUUUCCUGCGGAACACUUUUUUGGUUGAAAGCUUUUGUGCCUCUGAACAGGUCAAUGUUUUAGCAAAAUACAAAUUAACUUCUAGGUUUCUUUAUUUUA
Messenger RNA from Ziziphus jujuba (common jujube), 976 nucleotides. RefSeq lists its product as uncharacterized. Bases 166 to 708 code for a protein of 180 amino acids. The record is from RefSeq and is a predicted model, not a curated record. Gene Ontology annotation, cellular component: signal peptidase complex; membrane. Gene Ontology annotation, molecular function: serine-type endopeptidase activity. The transcript has 8 exons. Lineage: Eukaryota; Viridiplantae; Streptophyta; Magnoliopsida; Rosales; Rhamnaceae.